CACAAGCCAGCGUAAUUUGUUGAUAUCCUCUUUGGACUGUAGUAUUGUGAGUCCGAAGCUUAGCUCUUCCGAAUUCCGAAUUAACAAGCACCGUUUGCGUCCUUUAAGAGUGGAUGCGCUAGUCAAGAGAAGGUCUACAUGACGGGCUAAUGGAAGACGCACGGGAUUUGGCUGAGCGAACCCCACGUUCAGAACGCAAGCGGAGGGAUUCGUUUGGGAUGUUAGAUGGCUACGACAGUUGUAGUGAGGAGUCCACCAGCAGCUCCAGCUCAGAGGACAGCGAGGAUGAGGUGGUAUCCUCUCUCCCUGCCACUCUUCCCAUUAUCAAGAACAAUGGCCAGAUCUAUACUUACCCAGAUGGAAAGGCCGGAAUGGCCACCUGUGAGAUGUGUGGAAUGAUUGGAGUCCGAGACGCUUUUUACUCUAAAACAAAGCGUUUCUGCAGUGUUUCUUGUUCCAGGAGCUAUUCUUCUAAUUCAAAAAAAGCCAGCAUUAUGGCGAGACUCCAGGGCAAGCCUCCGACAAAAAAGGCAAAAGUCUUACAGAAACAACCUCUUGUGGCAAAGUUGGCAGCUUAUGCUCAGUAUCAAGCAAGUCAACAGAACCAGGCCAAAUCAAAAGCUGUGGUUCCGUCGGAAAACUUUGACUGGGGCCACUACAUCUGUGUCAAUAACACGUCUGGAGCGCCAGUCAGCUGUUUCAAGCAUGCUCCCAUGGGGACAUGCUGGGGAGGUAUUGAGCAAGGGGUGAGAAUUGAGGUGCUCAACUCUGACACCAACCACUCCACCAAGGUUUACUGGAUAGCAGAAAUUGUUAAGCUGGCAGGCUUCAAAGCUCUUCUCCGUUACGAAGGUUUCGACGUUGACAGCAGUAAGGACUUCUGGUGUAACCUUUGUAUCCCUGAAGUUCAUCCUGUGGGCUGGUGUGCUUCCAGUGGGAAGCCUCUGGUCCCGCCAAAAAGCAUACAACAUAAGCAUUCGAACUGGAAAGCCUUUCUCGUGAAACGUCUCACUGGAGCUAAAACGCUGCCGCCCGACUUUAACAUCAAGGUGGUUGAAAACACGCAGUUCCCUUUUAAGAAGCUGAUGCGGGUCGAGGUGGUGGAUAAGAAUUAUCUAUGCCGGACGCGAGUCGCCUUGGUGGAGCAAGUGAUCGGAGGUCGGCUCCGGCUCGUCUACGAAGAGAGCCAGGAUGGAUCCGAUGAUUUCUGGUGUCACAUGUACAGUCCUCUAAUUCAUAAUAUUGGAUGGUCACGCAGCAUUGGGCACCGCUUUAAAAGAUCCGAUAUAACCAAGAAAAUUGAAGGUCAAAUUGAUGCUCCCCCACAGAUCUUCCAAAAGGUUAGAGAUGUGGACCAAAGUGCGGAUUGGUUCAAGGACGGCAUGAAAUUGGAAGCGAUCGAUCCCCUCAAUCUCUCAACGAUAUGUGUAGCUACUGUUCGAAAGGUGUUAGCGGAUGGCUAUCUCAUGAUUGGAGUCGAUGGUUCCGAAGCGGUUGACGGAUCCGACUGGUUCUGCUACCAUGGCACGUCGCCCUCCAUCUUCCCCGUUGGCUUCUGUGAAAUCAACAACAUUGAACUAACCUCCCCUCGAGGGUACACUAAGCUUCCAUUUAAAUGGUUUGACUACCUCAGAGAAAGUGCUUCAAUAGCUGCUCCUGUUAAGCUCUUCAACAAGGAAAUUCCCAACCACGGUUUCCAACGAGGCAUGAAGCUGGAGGCCGUUGACCUGAUGGAGCCACGUCUGGUGUGUGUCGCGACCGUGACGAGAAUCGUACAUCGGCUCUUGAGGAUCCACUUUGACGGCUGGGAAGAUGAGUACGACCAGUGGGUUGACUGCGAGUCACCUGAUCUUUACCCUGUGGGUUGGUGUCAGCUGACGGGCUAUCAACUUCAACCCCCUGCUUCCCAGAGUACCAGAGAAAUGUCUCAGUCACUACCCAAGCAGAAGAAAAAAGCCCAGCAGUAUAAAGGCCAAAAGAAAAAGAGGAAGAUUCCCGUUGGUCGGCGACCCUUCAGUCAGGCAGUCAGAAGGAGAAGCUUCUCAGGGGAUGAAGAGCAGAGUCCACCCUUUUACCAUGUCGAGGGGCCAGCUCAGCUCCAAUUCCGAACUCACCUCCACCAAACUCAUAAAUCAGACUCACUCAUGCAAAUGAAGGAGGAGAUGAUGGAGACGGAUGAGUUCAACUUUUCCCAAGGCAACUCCGAUCAAGAGAGCAACGGCUCAGGAACAUUCUACAUUAAACAGGAACCCUAAGGUCCGGGAUUGAACGGGAGAAGACUGCAAGAAGUAUGGAGAAUCAGUGUGAGUGCACAUUUUAAUCAAUGGUAAUGAAGAGCAUGGUCAGUUCCACACCUCGUGAAAAUAAUAUGGGUAUUCUCCGCAAUCAUUUCCUUGUGUGUGUGUGUGUGUGUGUAUAGUUGACUGGUGUUAUGAUCUCCCUUCUCCUGUCUGAACAUUCAACGAAGCUAUUUUUCUAAUCUAUGAACAAAUAAGAAUAAACCUUUUUCCUACGCAUUCCAUGUCAGUCGAAGGUGCUCCGAGCCUGCAUAAAAUGUCACAACGGUGUCUUGUGGUGGGUCAUUUUGAUUUUGAUUUCUUACUCCUUACUUAACCACUGAAAAUAGAAAUUCCAAGACACUUGACAUAGAAGCUGGCACAAAGAGGAAGCUUUUUUUUUUUUCUUUCCUCCCCCAUUUUCUUGGUUUUUGCUUUUUUUUUUUUUUUUUCUUUCUAACGGAUCAUUGAUGAAUAGUAGUGCUUGGAUUGUUUGUGUUUUGUCUUAAUGUAGCUUUUUUUUUUUUUUUUUUUUACACUUGCUUUUGUGGAUUUGUGGUGAAACCUUGAAUGUAAAUUAAAAUGAUUAUAGUGAUUGUUUGGUGGAAAACGUGAAAAAUAUCUGUAUUCAAGAUUUGAAUGACACUAUAGUCAUUGAAAGUACGGCAAAAAGUUGCUCAGAACUAGGGAUGCUCCCAUCAGGGUUUUACACUGCUUAUACCGACACAGAUCAUCCAUGAGCGAUUAACCAAUACCGAUAAUGUGGCUUUGUUGUAAAAUUGUCGAUCUUAGAGCUACAACUGCCAUUUUUUCUUAAAUAAUCGAUUAAUCUGAGUUGACUUACUGUUUGUGGCUCACCAUUCCCCCCCCCCCCCAGUAAAAUUAGCUUUUUGCAGAUAAUCACCAUUCAGGUUUCCAUAAAGCCUUGUAUUCCAGUUGCUGAGCUAAACUGCUACAAAGUUAGAUGCAAAUGCUAAUUUAGUUCAUGCUGGCUAGCAACAAUUUAUGUGCUUUGAAAAUAUUUCCUAGGAAUUAUCCUCCUACUUUCUUCUAGAGCCGUCUUUCUCUAGUUUCUUCUUGUUUAUAAUUUAAAAUGUCUCUGUUACUUUACAUUUUCAUUAUAGAGAUAUCAAUCACACUGUCACAACAUUCAGGUCCAAUUUAUUUAAUUUCUACAAAAAGAACGCUAGUUCAUAACCAAAUCUUAACUUCUUUAUAGAAAAUGUCUAGUCAUGCUGAUGAAUUCCUAGAUCUCGUGUAUUUAACAACUUUCUCUUCCUUCUUUUAAUUUCUUUGGAUGUGUAUUUAUUCUUUUCUUCUCCAUCACACCAAUUAUUCAUUAUUUUCCAAUUAAUACACAUGACCCCUUAGUCAUCCUAAAUUUGUUCAACUGACUAUUCAAUUGCUGUCAAUGUUCAUCCUGUAAAUAAAUCAUCCCAUAUUGUGAGAUAUAUAUAUAUAUAUAUAUAAAACAUUUAACAGCAGUUCGGAUCCAUUCCCAAACUACUAUAUUUUAUUGUUCCAACAAAUAUUGACCACUUUUAUAUUGUUCACAUAAACUGAUGUGUUGUACUAUCCUUGCACAAUCUCCAACUUUUCUCUUCUAUAUUUGAUAUUUCCUCAAACAUUUGCUCUCAUCCUGUAAAUGAAUCAAUCAUAAAAAAAAAAAUCAUAGUAUUUAUUAGCUGGCAGCAACUCAUGACAUCAUGAACAAAAAUAAUUGCACUACUGUAGUCCUGGUAAUACUGAAACAUCAGUAAUAGCAAUAUAAUUCACAAUGUUAGCCAAUAAUUUAUAGAAACAUCAACAAAAUCUAACCAGACACAAAUUAAAAUUAAGCUGCAAUCAAAUCAAGGUUUAAAAAAAAAAGUUCUGCAAAACUUACUUACGUCAGACUGUAAUAUUUAUAAAGCACAGCCAUCUUUUAGUUCACAUUGAUUUGCUUUUGGGCCAUUAUUUCCGCGACUCUUCUACCAAGGGUAAGUAUGGUUGGUUUUUAAAUAGUCUUAUUUAGGUGCAGGUUUUGUGUGUUUACGUGGCCUUUCAAAGCCCAAAUAUUGCCAAAUUUGGGUUUUGAAAGUGCAAUUUACGGCACGUGGUCAAAAUCCAUGUUUGCUCAUGCAAUGUUUUUGAUGUGACUUAAGCUACUUGAGGCUCUAUUAUUGAACUAUUGUAUAUGUAUACCUACUAGCAAUUAAAAAAAAAAAACAUUACUCUUCACCUGCCUCAGCAACACAUGAAAUAACUGACCAAGCCUAUUUCUUUGUCACUGCUGAUUUUUUUUUUUGUUAAAUAUCAUGAGGUUUUUUUUUUUUUUUUAAAUAGAGAGGUUUUAUACAGAAUUGUGAGCAAUUUUUUUUUUUUUUUUUAUCACUGACAUUGCUACAAUAUCCUGCUGAUUAUCAUAUUGUGAGGUUCAUAUCAUGAUAUUGCAUCGUGAUAUUUGGAUAUCAUUAAUAGCUACUACCUCCUGAAGAAAAUAAAGCAAGUGUGAAUCACCACACACGUGAGCAUAUGCAAAUAAAAUGACCUGGAAAAUACAUUUGGAAGAAACUAAUGUAAAUAUCUUAACUCGUAUGUAGUCAUUUGAUUGAUAUGCAAUCAGUAGGCUGCUAAAGGACAAAAUUUAAACCAUUUCUUCCAUUAUAAUUUGUUACAAAUAUGCAUAUUAUACAUAGAUCAUUUAACAGAUUUUUUGUAGUCACUUGUUACAUUUUUAUACGACAAAAACAGUUUGAAAAAGAACUAAAAUUAUGAUUUAAAUGCAUAUAUGAACGUAAAUAGCUAAACUAACAUUUACAAAUAAAAUAUUGAAUUAAAAGCACUUCCAGCAUCCUUUUUACCAUCAUUAAAAAAAAAUAAAAAAUGUACCACUUACUGGUAGUAACAUCUUGUUGUUAAAUGUGGCGGUUAGGAUUGUCAUGUUGUCAUGAGACUGAGAGAGAUACUCAUAUAUGAUAAAAAAAAAAAAAGAACGAAUGGAUGAAAUAAUUCCUAUAAAAGAUCAUUUAAGUUGAAAGGUUUGUGGUGUAAAACCUCUAUUUUGGAUACAAGUAUUAAAAUUAUAACCUGCAUAUACAACCUGAAGUACACAAUUAAAUUGGACUUGUGUGUUUUGGACAAAGGUUGUUUCUUUUUCUUAUGAUUUUGUGUUGUGAUUUAAGCUUUGAUAGAUAUUGUAAAUAAAAUAUAAUGUAUGGAUCAUCAUAUUGGUUGCAGUUGAUGUUUUCAGGUACCGCAGACCUUUUCACAUGGAUCAUUUUGUGAUUUAUUUUGUUUUUUUGGUAAGAAUUGUCUUUUACAUUCAAUAAAAUGCCUAAUGACAAUGAA
This is a messenger RNA of Syngnathus typhle (broad-nosed pipefish), 5606 nucleotides long. It is a transcript of the gene mbtd1, whose product is annotated as mbt domain containing 1. The record is from RefSeq and is a predicted model, not a curated record. NCBI's taxonomy places the organism in Eukaryota, Metazoa, Chordata, Actinopteri, Syngnathiformes, Syngnathidae. Gene Ontology annotation, molecular function: zinc ion binding. The transcript is spliced from 17 exons. Gene Ontology annotation, biological process: regulation of DNA-templated transcription. Gene Ontology annotation, cellular component: nucleus. The coding region runs from base 150 to 2255 and encodes 701 amino acids.